AUGGCCGUGCGCCGCCGCCUCGCUCUGCUCCCGGGUUUGGCGCUGCUCCUGGCCGCGGCCUGCCCGGCCGCUGACGCCACCUCCGAUGUACUAGAGCUCACGGACGACAACUUCGAGCGGCGCGUGGCCGAUACAGGCAGUGCCGGCCUCAUGCUGGUGGAGUUCUUCGCGCCCUGGUGUGGACAUUGUAAGAGGCUUGCCCCAGAAUAUGAAGCUGCAGCAACCAGGCUAAAAGGAAUUGUUCCUUUAGCAAAGGUUGACUGUACUGCCAACUCAAAUACCUGUAAUAAAUAUGGAGUCAGUGGCUAUCCUACUCUGAAAAUAUUUAGAAAUGGUGAAGAAUCAGGUGCCUAUGAUGGCCCUCGAACAGCUGAUGGAAUUGUGAGUCAUCUGAAGAAGCAGGCAGGACCUGCCUCAGUUCCUCUCAUGAGUACAGAAGAUUUUGACAAAUUCAUUAGUGAUAAAAGCGCUGCUGUGGUGGGUUUCUUCAAAGACUUAUUCAGUGAUUCUCACUCUGAGUUCCUAAAAGCAGCCACAAACUUGAGGGAAAACUACCGCUUUGCACAUACCAAUGUUGAUGCUCUGGUGAAGAAGUAUGAUACUGAUGGAGAGGGUAUCACUUUGUUCCGACCUGCACAUCUAGCUAACAAAUUUGAGGAAAGCAGUAUACCUUACACAGAGGAAAAGAUAACUAGUGGCAAAAUUAAAAAAUUUAUCCAGGAAAACAUUUUUGGUAUUUGCCCGCAUAUGACUGAAGACAACAAAGACUUACUCCAGGGCAAAGAUCUACUUGUAGCUUACUAUGAUGUGGACUAUGACAUGAAUGCUAAAGGUUCCAACUACUGGAGAAACAGAGUAAUGAUGAUAGCCCAGAAAUUCUUAGAAGCUGGACAGAAACUCAACUUUGCUGUUGCUAGUCGAAAAACUUUCAGCCAUGAACUUUCUGAAUUUGGCUUGGAAAGAACCUUUGGAGAGGUGCCUGUUGUUGCUAUCAAAACCGCGAACGGAGAGAAAUAUGUUAUGCAAGAGGAGUUCUCUCGUGAUGGGAAGGCCCUUGAGCGGUUCUUGCAGAAUUACUUUGAUGGCAACUUGAGGAGAUACUUGAAGUCUGAACCUAUCCCAGAGAAUAAUGAUGGACCUGUAAAGGUAGUAGUAGCUGAGAACUUUGAUGAAAUGGUUAAUUCUGAAAAAGAUGUUCUGAUAGAAUUUUAUGCCCCCUGGUGUGGUCACUGCAAAAAUCUAGAACCCAAGUACAAAGAAUUGGGAGAAAAGCUCAGCAAAGACCCCAAUAUUGUCAUAGCAAAGAUGGAUGCUACAGCUAAUGAUGUGCCUUCUCCAUAUGAAGUCAGAGGCUUUCCUACUAUCUACUUCUCUCCAGCCAAUAAUAAGCAAAAUCCACGAAAAUAUGAAGGUGGCCGAGAAGUUAGUGACUUUAUUAGCUACCUACAAAGAGAAGCUACAAAUCCUCCUGUGAUUCAAGAGGAAAAACCCAAAAAGAAGAAGGCAGAGGAAGAUCUUUAAAGUAGCAGCCAAAACCAGACCACUUUGUAUAAGGACUCUUUUACCAGUGAUGGGGCAGCCAGUGCCUCAAGGAUGAGUGGACAGUGUGGAUGCCAUUUGAAUCCUGUUUAAUUUUGUCUAAGCUGUUUCUUUAGGUGCACUGUUAAUGGAAACACCAGGACUAGUUGAUAUUUGUUUGUGAUUUGGGGGGGUGGGGGAGGAUUAUUUGUGUUGAGGGAAUAUUGUGGGGAUGGGGAGGGAGUUGAGCCCAGGGUUAUUUUCUAAUUUUUUUUUGUACAUUUGGAACAAUGACAAUAAAUGAGCCCCCUUUAAACUUAGUUUUUGGGGGGUGGGGGAUGGAGGUAAUGUUGGCAGUUAGAUGUAAAGCAUUACCUUAUGCCACAUAACUAGCCUGAUGUAAACACACAAUUGUCCCCAUGUUUACUACCCAGGCAUUUUUCUUAUGAUUAUCAAAGAUUUUGACUCUUUUUUUCUCAUGGAUUCUUCCCAGCCCUGCUCAUGUCCUAAUGGGCAAGUUGCUGUUUAUCCUUUAGGCACCUGGGACCAUUGCUUGUUUAUACCUCCCUAGGGCUGCUCUUAGCCCAGGAGUCCUGCUAUUGCAGUUCCUGAGCUUGGGUGUGGCUUUAGUUUGGGGUUUAUUCCAAACUGUUACUGGAACUGCUGAUACUAAUAUGGGUGCAGUUCUAUGCAUCCUACAGUCUAGGGUGUGGUACAGUAAACUCUUAUUUGUAGGGACUGGUAAUGGUAGAAAUAUUCUCAGGGCAUCCCUUUUCCUCCUGCUAUAAUGCUCUAUAAAAAAAAAAAGGAUGGACCUAAGUGGUGCAUUUCAUUUGCUAUAGAUAAAUGCAAGAUUAUUAUUGUGUGUUAUCAUAGGUAAGACCUAGCUGCUCCCUCCUCGGGUGUAGUUUUCAGAUCAUUCAAAUAUGAUAGCUAGAGACUGACUUGGGAAGUAAUCUCGGUCAAGACAAGCUUCUUCAUUCACUUAACUUUGUUUGUGUUAAGUAGAUAGCAAUUGUGAUAUCCUCCUCCACAAGCCUGUUCCCACCUUUGGAAUGUUUGACAACAGAUCAAUUUGUACAAAUCACACAAGAGCAGUCAUCAUUUGUUUUACAGCCAUGUUUCUUAAAUUCACUAAACAUUCCACUAUCUCCACAUAGGCUGUUUUCAAACCCUGCCCUCAGUACACUUGAGGGGAAAUGAGUUGUAAACAACUCCUAAGCAGCUGUUAUUCUGGUCUCUUAGGGUGUAUCACAAAAUUAGUUUUUACCAUUAAGUCCCCUCAGUAUCUUUUCUUAGAGGUGGUCUUCAUCUCCACUUAUCAGGGAUAUCAGAGUGGUGGUGAGGAUGAAGAAACUGAUGUUCUUGGGUAUAGCUGGGAAGGAAUGGCACUAUGCCAACAUAAUCUGGAUAGCAUCAAGUAAAUAUCAUAGUAACAAUAGAAACCAAACCCCUUGAGGAUUUGUAGUAGCACCUGCUUCCAACCCCCCACCCCCCUUCCUUAAGUGAGGAGAUCAGUAGUAGACUCCGAUGCCUAAAUCAUUUGUUUCGUAGCCACCCUGUUUAUCAGCAUCUCACCAGAGGGACUUGGGCCCUCUUGACAAGCCUUAGCUGUCUCUGUUCUUCUCAAAUUCUAGAAUGAGGCUUUUGAUGUGUGACAACUUCUGGUGCAGGUACUCACAUCGCUGUUUUUCUUCCUUGUAACCUGGACACCGCUGCAGAGACAAAGCUAAUAUCUUAGAUUCCUUACUUCCUUUCAGCUUCUCUUUUAUCUACCCCUGAUCCCAAUCAUACCUUCCUGAAUUUUCUGUAUUCUUGGACUAUCUUAUCUUCCAGCACCUGAAACAAUAAGAAAAACAUGACUAACCCCAAGUUGAUCCUCAAGUUCUCUGAAAGGGAGGUAAAGGCUCUUUUCUUUUUUAAAUUCUGUAUAAUCUAGAUGUACUUUUCUCCCAAAAUAGUGUAGUGAGUCAGUUUACUAGUUAAUGAGUCCCUUUUUUUGAAAAGGUUUUGCCUACCUUGUGUUCAGGCGUGCCUCGUUGUACUCUCUUGAUCUCCAUUCCCAACUGCAUGAAUCUCCGGCUGACAGCCCCAACACGUGCAUGUAGGGCCCGAUAUUCUGCAUAAUCUGCUUCAAAGUCUUUCUCAUAGACAUGACAUUGUUCAGCAUUGUGGAUGGCUCCAUACUGCCUGCCAAAGUUGGAAAGUCAUCCUUACUCAACUGCCUCCAAAUGUCAUUUCUCAACCCCAGGAAGAGAGGGCAGGAGGGGAAAGGUCACUUAGGGACAAUGAUAGAAGGGAUAAGAGACUCACAGGAAGUAGUCUGGUGUUUCUCCAGGAAGCAGUGAUUGUGGGCCUGGUGAAGAAACAAUGCUGAACAGAAAAUGUAGUAGUAUUCUCUUUAAACUUUAGGAACCUUAACCCCUAUUAACAUUACCUGCUUGUGCUGGGGAUCUGUGUUCCUGCCUGGGAGCUACAUCACAAUCUUCUUUUUCCCAUUCUCCUUCUUGUGGAUCAUGCCUGGGAAGCUCCUGUGGGGAGCUUGAGCCUCUGGGCUUCUUGUCCUCUGGUUCUGGUAUGUCUGUGCGGGAGUGUCUUUUCUGAGAAAAGUUUAAAAUAUAGGUCAUCAGCAGUCUUGGAUCUGGCAGAUACCUCCCCCCUCUCUACCCUAACUAGUUAUAUAGUAGAAUUCUGGAAGUUGACUAAUCUACAUGUUUAUAUUCUAAAACUGAGAGGGUUCAUGCCCCAAACAAUAUAGGAGAAUUUCAUGAAGCUCAUUCAGUUAAUACAGUAUUGAAGACCAGUGGGUACCUGUUUUAUUCUUUGCAUGACUUUGGUCAUGUUAUUGAAUCUUGGUUUCCCCAUCUGUAAAAUUGAGCAUGUCAUCUGAGGGUGGUGCUCUUGUAAGUACCAUGCUACAGUGAAUUACCCAGGGUGGUAUUGUGGCAAUAGCAUUGAAUUUGGAGUCAGCCUAUUUUUAGCUCUUGCCUCUUUUAUUUACUGUCUCUGGCCUUAAGUCGCUUCUGGGCCUCAGUUUCCUCUAUAAAUGAGGGCACUGAAUGAGAUGACCUCUGAGAUCUUUUCCAGCUUUAAAUACAUAACCCUGUAAAUAAUCACUUACCAUGUUCAAGUGCCUCUGGCUGGAAGAUGAAGAGGAUCUCUGAUCUGGCCCCUUUGUGGGGUGGGAACUCUGGUCCCUACAAUGUGAAAACGGUGGAAACUGAUUUGAAACUUAAAGAAUGCUUUUGGAUUUCUUGCUACAGGGAUUUAGGGAGGAUAUAAGGAAGCCAACACUGCCUUCUUCCCUUUCUGCCCCUCCUAGUUUCCCCUAGUACCUCAGUACCCACUGUGCCCGAUGAUCUCUGGAGGAUCCUGGCUGUGCCUCUUGAUUGUUGUCUAGGGGAUCCAGCACCUUGUGAGGAGGUGACACUGGCUUAGAUUGGCAGCAGCAAUGUCAAUCUGGAGCCCCUUGACUCCUGGGCCUCUUAAGUCUUUAUUGUAACCCCAUCACUCCUGGCCUCACCUCUUCUAGCUGGGGUUGAGGUUUUGUAUCCAAUCCACUGCUGUGCUGGCUCCCUGUUUCCCCGGCACCUUCAUCCUGUUGAUGUCCCCGAAGUGAAGAUGAUACUGGCACAAAAUCUACAGCAGAACAGAUGGUAAUUCGCUCUCGAAGAGGACCUAAGCACUGAAGCAGUCCUGGUCCAGAUCUGAAGGAGAGUGGAGGAAAGGAGAAAAGCUUAAUAAAUCUAAAGGAUUCAACAUUUAAA
Messenger RNA from Monodelphis domestica (gray short-tailed opossum), 5285 nucleotides. RefSeq names its product protein disulfide isomerase family A member 3 (gene PDIA3). Gene Ontology annotation, biological process: protein folding; response to endoplasmic reticulum stress. Lineage: Eukaryota; Metazoa; Chordata; Mammalia; Didelphimorphia; Didelphidae. Gene Ontology annotation, molecular function: protein disulfide isomerase activity. The record is from RefSeq and is a predicted model, not a curated record. Gene Ontology annotation, cellular component: cell surface; endoplasmic reticulum.